This is a messenger RNA of Phasianus colchicus (ring-necked pheasant), 4203 nucleotides long. RefSeq names its product nuclear casein kinase and cyclin dependent kinase substrate 1 (gene NUCKS1). Gene Ontology annotation, biological process: interstrand cross-link repair; double-strand break repair via homologous recombination. The record is from RefSeq and is a predicted model, not a curated record. Gene Ontology annotation, cellular component: cytoplasm. Lineage: Eukaryota; Metazoa; Chordata; Aves; Galliformes; Phasianidae. Gene Ontology annotation, molecular function: double-stranded DNA binding; single-stranded DNA binding.
ACCAUUUUGCGGGGGGGAUCGGCGGAGCGGCGGCGCCGGGCCCACACACAGGAAGCGCGGAGCCUCCCGCGGGCGGGCGCGGGGCCGGAGGCUGCGGCCCUGAAGGGGCUGAGCUGGGCGGUGAGGCGCGGCCUGUAGGCUCCGGGCCCAGCGCUGCGGGGAGGAGACGGGCGGCACCGAGCGACCGUUGCGGGGUUUAUUUUUUUUUUCUUUCCCUCCCCCCUCGGCUGCGGGAGGCUUCCAACGGGCCGGGCCCGAAGCGCCGGGGAAAAUGUCCAGGCCUGUCAGGAACAGGAAGGUGGUCGAUUACUCCCAGUUUCAGGAAUCAGAUGAUGCUGAUGAAGAUUAUGGGAGAGAUUCAGGUCCCCCAUCCAAGAAAAUCCGCUCAUCUCCCCGAGAGGCUAAAAAUAAGAGGAGAUCUGGGAAGAAUUCUCAGGAAGACAGUGAGGAUUCAGAGGAAAAAGAUGUGAAGACUAAGAAAGAUGAUUCGCACUCAGCAGAUGAAGAUUUUGGCAGUGAAGAUGAUGACUUAGGAGCAGAUGAUGGCAAAGCUGACAGUGACUAUGAGAGUUCUCAAAAAAGCAAAAAAGGAAAGAAGGCCAAACCAGAUAAGAAUAAGAGAGCCUCUAAAUCCAGGAAAAGGCCUGCAGAGGACAGUGAGGAUGAGAAAGAAGACCACAAAAACGUGCGUCAGCAGAGACAGGCAGCAUCCAAAGCAGCUUCCAAACAACGAGAGAUGCUUAUGGAUGAUGUGGGUAGUGAGGAGGAAGAACAAGAGGAUGAUGAGGCACAGUUCCAAGAGAAUUCAGGAAGCGAUGAAGAUUUUCUCAUGGAAGAUGAUGAUGAUAGUGACUAUGGCAGUUCAAAAAAGAAAAAUAAAAAGGCCUCCAAGAAGUCCAAGCCAGAGAGGAAAGAAAAGAAGAUGCCAAAGCCCAGGCUAAAGGCUACAGUGACUCCCAGUCCAGUGAAAGGCAAAGGGAAGGCAGGCCGCCCCACAGCUUCCAAGACAACAAAAGAAAAGACCCCAUCCCCCAAAGAAGAGGAUGAAGAGCCUGAAAGUCCUCCAGAAAAGAAAAAAUCAGCCAGCCCUCCACCAGAGAAGUCAGGGGAUGAGGGAUCUGAAGAGGAAGCACCCUCUGGUGAAGAUUAAAUGGCAGUUGAGGAUAUCUUUGUUUAAAAAAAAAAAAAAAAAGAGAGAGAAAAAAGGAAAAAGAAAACAUACUUAGGGGUAGAACACGGUUUUGGCUGUGGCUUGACUCAUGGGCUUUGAAUGCUGUCUUUACUUUCAGCUGUUUAAUACAGUGUAUCCUUUUUUUAAUAAGAGGAAACCCUCAUACAGUAAUAUUUUGAAGUCACUGUUCUCUGUUGGCCAUUCCGUUCUCCCUCCCCCUCCAAAUCCUAAAGCCAUUUGGGACAAAUUGACAGACCAUUUGAAUAUAUAUUUUUUUCAAGGGAUACUGCAGUUGUGAAGCAAUAAGGUUUGGGACUGAUAAAUGGAAACCACACUCACAAAUCACUGAAUAGAAUAGAUUUCCCAGUGCUGGUAAGAGUUCUUCAAAACUAUAAUUCUGUAUUUGAAUACGUGGUUAAAAAAACAAACAAACCAACCAUGCUUUAAUAGACUUUUCUCAAUAGAAGUACCUUCUCUCAGAAAAAGAAAAAUAUAUAUAUAAACUGCAAAAGAGGAAACAUGGGGAGGAAGCCUGUGUUUCUUGGAUUCAUGCAACUUUUUAAUGGAAAGCAAUCAAGAGACUUAUAGGGGGUCCACUAUCUUUUAUCUGGAAAAAUCCUCCAGUUAGGAUGCAAGCUCUUUCAUCUUUCCUGGAUAGAAUACUAUUCUGCUUAGGCAGAUCUCAGUUCAUUCUAUACUAUUUCAGACACACAACCUAGAAGCUGCUCACAUCCACUAAUUCUGUUUUACUUCUUCCAGUGUUGGCUAUAGAUGGGCAGAAUAGGGAAGAGAAAUUUUGAAAACAAGUUUUAAAGCUCUGGUUUCCAGUUGACAUUGUGGAAAUUUUCUUUAGAAUUCCAAGGGAAAAAAAUGAUGGACAUUAUAGAAGUAGAUACUUUUUUUUUUUGUCUUUUGGGUUGAGGGAUGUCCUUUCAUAAAUGUGAAGCAAAGGAUUCCUGUAAUGCUCUGGUCAGUCUCGGAUCCCAUGAGUCACGCUUAAGUGCUUCUCUUCUCUCCACCAUCUGUCCUCAGAAAGGCUGUGUAAUCAUGUCUAAGCCUCUCCAGCUACAGUGUUGGACAGUAGACUUUCAUCAAUAGUGUACACCACCCCAGUACCACUUCCAUUUCUUCAUCCUCCCGUCCUGCAGUAUGGGAGGAUUUAUUCAUUCUGCUCCCACACUGACAUGUCUGCCUCUGUUGGUUGUCGUUCUGUUCCCUAAGCCUAAAAAGCGUGGAGUAGGGAACAACAUUAAAGGAUGAAGCUGAGAGGAAAUGAAGUUUGAAAACAGUGUAGCAGGGCUAUAGUUUUAUAACAAAAGCAGGAUGUCCCUCUAAACAUGAGAUACUUGAGGUGUGUGUAGUGGCAUUUUAAUGUGUUUUUAUCAAAGCAGCCAUAUCCUUCUUUUUUUUAAACUUAAUUGAAGUACACAAGCCUUGGUUUUCAAACCCUGAUGCAGAGAUUGCUGCCAUGUUUGUUGGUGGAAAUAUUAAAAACUGGAUCUGCCAUUUUUCUUUCUUUUUUCCUUAGACCCUUUGUGCUUUUGUAUGUUGCUCACAGUUACCUUACAGCUGACAAGCUUUGCAUCUCUUUUUUUUUUUUUGUCACUGAAGUACAUAUUUUGUAACCAGCCUCUUGAAGGUAACAUAAGGCAGCUAACUAGUUGGAUUUCUGGUGCACGUGCUACCAGAUUUUUAAUCUUGUUUGGACUUCAGAGAGCUUUUAGAUGUGAUACACUAAUAUGACCAGGAAGGACACUUGGCUGAAUGGCAGAGGGAGCCCGAAGAUACUGAGCACAGUGUGGAGCCUAUACCACAGAAUGGAACAUUAAUAUAACGGCCAAGUGAUUGUCUUGUGUGAUUCAUAGCCAUGGAUUUUAAUGAGGCUGGUAAAUUACUUUACCUUGGCUUAUAAAAAUUGAAGUUCUCUAACAUUCUUUACUUUAAUGAAACUACUGUUGCCGUUACAAUAAAGAUGAUCAGUGUUUCCAUUGUAAAUCUUUUUUUUUAACCUGGCUUAGUUUUGCAGAACAACUUAAGGCUGGAGUCAAGUAUCAGUCUUCGAAAAGAGGUGAACAUACUCCCCUUUCCUCCUCAUCAACUUUUCCCAUCUUCUGGGAGGGUUGAGCCUCUUGCAUCCCCUGCACUCCUAGCUCAGCAUUUCUUGGGUAAUACGGGAAAACAAUGGCCAAAUUUCAAAUAAUGUCUGGAUUGAUAUUUUUGGGGGUAGUAUAUUCUUUCCUUAGUGUCUGGCCCACGUAGUUUUUCCCCCUUCAGUCAAGAUUGUGUUUCAAGUUAUUCUAGUCUCUUUAGGGUCUUGAUUUAUUUUUUGGUAUUGAAAUGUACAAGGAUCACAUAAAUGUAGAAUACCUCUAGUUGAUCUAAUCACACAGCUAUUUCUUUACCUGCUAGACCAGAUUUUUUUCUGAAGAGUGUAUUUUGUAAGUUCCACUUAAGAUAUAUAUUUGUGUUGUUCUUUUUUAAUUUUCCUAACACGGUUAACUUAAGUUCAGGCUGUGAAAAAUGCAUUUCCGUUGUUUUCAGUUCAGGUUUUGGACUGCACAUUAUUUUAUGCCUGGUGAUUUUGGCCCUUUCUCUUGUAAAACUUCUGUUUUCUCAUACAUUCAUCUCUAAUGGCUGUCACGGGCUGCAUGAUGCUAUCUUUGAGUUUGUGUCACAACCCAAACACUAUGUAAAUCCUGUUCUACUACUGGGAUUUUGUAACAUUUUCUGUAGCCUUACUGUUUUGCUGGUUUGUGCAGACACUAAGCCCUAAUGGUCUCUUGGUUACCCUGUUAGAAACACCGCAGUUUAUAUUUUUACAGAUGGAAGAAAAUUGUGAAGGUUAAUACAUAACUUUUCUUUUUAGUACACGCUUUUCAAUAGCAACAGAGUUAACGUUUUGAAAUGUCCUUCUAAAUUAAUUUGUAUUUUAAGCAUUCUGGUUUCUUGAAGGAAAGCUGUUUUAAAAAAAAAAAAAGAAAGCCUUUCUCUAGAGAUGUGAAUAGUCCUCCAAGGAGCAGAAAGCUUCAUUC